This is a messenger RNA of Hypoxylon trugodes, 2981 nucleotides long. Its product is annotated as nitrogen permease regulator of amino acid transport activity 3-domain-containing protein. Gene Ontology annotation, cellular component: GATOR1 complex. The transcript has 3 exons. The record is from RefSeq and is a predicted model, not a curated record. Gene Ontology annotation, biological process: positive regulation of autophagy; negative regulation of TORC1 signaling; cellular response to amino acid starvation. Bases 359 to 2818 code for a protein of 819 amino acids. NCBI's taxonomy places the organism in Eukaryota, Fungi, Ascomycota, Sordariomycetes, Xylariales, Hypoxylaceae.
AACAAACUUCACAUCGUCUCAUUUCAUUGGCCCAUUGUAGUGUAACCUAUCAGAAUACGUACCCAAAUCGGAGUUUAUGAGAAACUCGGUACAAGUCUAAUGUACCUCUAUAAACUCAACCAACGACAACCUCAAUUUCUAAAAUCCAUCAUUGACGAUCUAUUACAAUGGCACACUACGAUUCCAUGUUGAGGAGGAAAUAAGUUAAAACUAGACGAAGCUUGUUAUGAUAAACACAGAUGCGACGCCAAACAAGCUGAAAUGUUUAUUCGGGUUAGGAGCGCGGCACACACGUCGGGGGACUAGCGAUCAUAUCUGAGACCUGUGUCGCCCACUGUCACACAAGAAAUCUGGGAAUAUGGCUUCUCCCAUACUACCAAACACCUCAAACUUCCUCGGCGUGGCGUUGGUGGUCAACCGGCUACGCGAUGGGCCGUUGUUUGUCUUCCAUUACCCGCCUCGAAUUCUGCAACCGUGCGCCUCUUCCUCUCGUGAUAGCGCGCCAAGAGAUGAGUUGGACGAUGAUGACGAGUUGCUAAAUCAGAUGUCUCAUCCGCCAUUUGAGGCACCCUCUGGUUCACUCCCAAAGACAAUCGACCUGCACAAUUGGAAUCAUGACGAUCAUUUGGAAACAGAUAGUGGCUCUCAAAUAGUACCUUGGGAGCACGUCGCUGGAUAUCCUACCAAAGAUCUUGAAAGCCUUCUCACACCCAACAGGGCUUUUCAUAAGAAACUGUUUCAGGUUUCAUUAGAACAACUCUGUUUCGCUUCGUAUCCGAUAUAUGUCCCAGAGAAUGGAAUAUGGCGAAAGAAGAAAAAGCAACCCAAGUACCAAACGCCAAAAUCGCCUGAAAAUGCGGACUCGGCUAGUAAGUAUGGCGAGUCCUCUAUUCUCGCGAGCGAUGCGCCGCAAAUUGAGACAAAGGACAUGGCGGAGGACGCUAUCACUGGAAACCCCCCAGACGAAGCCGACGAGAAGAAGAGUGGAAUGACUAUGUUCAAUCUCGUCUUCAUAUUAAAUCCGAGAAAGCAUGAAGCAAAGGAAUUGGCCGAAAAUCUUCAUCUUCACAUUAUCAAGAAAAUCAAUAAGGCUUAUAAAUACAGCCAACAGAAGAGCGAUUUUGUAUGGAAAGAGUCGAAACGAAUCUUGGCUCUUAAGGAUAAGGGGCGCGAAACAAAGACUAAGAUGAGCACAUUAUGGAGGGAGAUCCUAGACGUUUCUUCGCUAGCCGCGUCAAUGCAAGAUGUAUUCGAAGCCGUAUCUCAUAAUAAGAUCGCAGCUUUGCAAUUAGAGACAGCUGAAGGAACUGUCACGCACUCGGUUCAGAUACCUGUGCCAUUCUAUAUCACCGAUCUACCUCCCGAUGAUGAAAGCGGCUCCAAAGGUUUAUGGAUAACCACUGCAAACUCAUUCGUUGAAGAUGAUAGCCUUAAUGAUCCCGAAUACCUAGACAAAAACUUCGCUCUACUCUUAAUGAGCGACGAGAAAAAGAUUAUCGCAGAGCUCCAAGCUGAUCCGGAUGAGACAACGGCGGCAAUGAUUGAGUUCGUACGGCUUUCAAAACCCACAAUGUCAUUCCACCAAAUCGGCCAAGGCACAGCACUGUCACCAGCCCAAGUGCGCAAAUAUGCACAACAUUUUAUUUUCUGGCGGCGCGCUAUCGCCAUCCCGCCGCUUCACGCCCGCGACCACUACAUACUAUCGCCCAACAGCGAUAUGAGCCGCCUCCCACGAGCGAGUCAAGCCUGGUCUCGCGCCUUUCCACUUGCUCCACCAUUACCUGAAUUUCUGGCUGUUCUGUCUGCCGCCCCACGCCCUUACAAGUUAUUCGCCCCCAGCAAGAAUCACCGCCCGACCUAUCUAGCCAUGUUAGCGUGGCUUAUGCGAGGCGGUUGGGUUACUCAGCUGUGCACUUUUGCCUAUGUUGUCGUCUGGCCCGAGAUUUUGUAUGAGGUGGAUUAUGAACUUGAAAAAGAGGAGCUACAGCGUGCCGCUCAACUGCAGCAACAAGACGAUACACACCAUCGCUCUUCAUCCUUUGCCACUAACGCCUCCGCCGACUCCUCCUCCUCGUCCCACUCUCAUGGAUCUACUCUCUCAACUCCUUCCUCCCCACCAAACCACCCGCCUCAAUCAUCCGACGACCCACAUUCCUCUCCUUCGUCUCCUAGAACCGCUGCUGCAGAUAAUAGAGACAGAGGCGGUAGUAGCAGCCCCACAGUACCACCACAAUCAAUGAGUUCCUCGACAGCAACCAUCCGAUCGCCAACUACGGCCGGCGAACAAGCAGCGGAGCAAGCGCGACUCGAUCGGCUGGCUUCGCGCGCACAUCGCGAGGCAGCCGAAAAAGCAGCUGCACAUAAUCGUCGCACACAGCCAAUACGUACCGACCACCCAUCAACAAAUGAUGCACCACACUUAGCCCAUCUAUCUCCCUACAUAAUCGUCGACGCCGGCCGCGUCGGCGCGCGCGAAUCGCGGUAUUUGGCAGCAAUCCGUGAAAGACUACCCGAGCGCAUAAUACAUCAUUCUACCACUACCGCUGCGCCUACACGCGCGCCUUCACCUACACAUGGUACUCCCGCCCCCGCCCCCACACCCACGCCUACAACUACGACUACUACGAGCGGAGGACUCGGUUCAAAAGGAACAGGCACAACUCUAAACCCACGUAACAAGUGGCCUAUAUUUUGGAAAUAUUUCAAUGGUCGCUGCGCAUUGGAGCGCGUCGCGCUACAUGAGGAUUUAAAGAGGCGCGAUGCGUGGAAUUUGUUGAAUUCGAUGAGUGAGUAUCUUAUUUGUGUUCGGCAUUGGUAGCCCCAAGUUAUUUGGAGUGUGUAAGAAGGAAGGGUCAUGUGAAGAGUAUAGCCGUAUUAGUUUAAAUCCGUUUAGUAUAACAUGAUACCUACACAUCUUGUUAGUAUUAUAAAUCAACUAGGUAGCUUACCGUAAGACAAAUGAUCAAAUGUUUCACAUACGA